GGUACGAGGGCUAUGGCUACGGCUACGGCUUCGGCCCCGAGCCCUCCGGGGGCUUCGGCUUCGCAGGAGCCGCCGGCAAUUCCUGGGAUUUGGGCAAUUCCCAACCCGACGGCAACGCCGAGGGCGGCGACGGCCCCGGGAAAGCGCGGCAGGAACCGGGGAGCGCCGGGAUGCACCCCGAGAGCGAGGGGCUGCCGGGACGGGGAUAUGGGGAAGAGCGAGGGGCUGCCGGGACGGGGAUAUGGGGCCGCCCCAGAAAGGUACGAUCCCUACGAAUCCUACGGCGACUCCGCGUGAGCGAGCACCGGGAUCUGUACCGGGCCUCCUUCGACUACCCCGGCGAUUACCACAGCGAUUACCCCGGGGAUUACCACAACGAUUACCACAACGAUUACCCUAAUGAUUACCCUAAUGAUUACCCUAACGAUUACCCCGAUUAUCGCAAUGAUUAUCCCAACGAUUAUCCAAACGAUUAUCCCGGCGAUUUCCCCGCCGAACCCGAGCCGGACUCCGCCGAUUUCUACGGCCGCCCCCGGGAUCCUCCUCAAUUCCAGGGCAAAUUCCGGGACGCUUUCGGCUCCCGGGGGGUUUGGGGGUGCCGGGAACGGGGCGGAUUCUCGGGGUUCCUCCCCCGGGGGGGCUGGGCCGAGCCCCGGGGCCCCGCCCGCCGCCCGCUGCCCUCGCUGUUCCCGCCCCCGCCGGGCACCGGGGGCACCGCCCGCGGCACCAAGAGGCUCCGCAGGGCCUGGAGGCUCUGGGACGGCGACUGCCGGCCCCAACGGAAGCGUCCCCGCCGGGACCCCGCGGGGCGGCGCCGGCAGCCGGGCGGGCGGACAGACGGGCGGACAGACGGGCGGACGGACGGAUCCGACAACUCCAGCUCCGACAACGAGGAAGGCACGGAAGGAGAAUCUGGAGAAAAGGAAGAAUCCCGAGGGGAAGGGGAGGAUGAAGAGGGAAGAGAUUCUGAGAAAGGUGAGUUGGGAAUUCCAGGGGAGAUUUCCCAGCUGAGGCCGAGGCUCCCGGCCGGAGGAAAUCCCAGGAGCGGCAGGAAGAAGCGGCACCGGGACAGGAUGGUCGAGAGGAUCCAGUUCGUUUGCUCUCUCUGCAAGUUCCGGACGUUCUUUGAGGACGAGAUCCGGCAGCACCUGGAGAGCAAAUUCCACCGGGAGCAUUUCCAGUUCGUGGGGAGCCGGCUGCCGGGCCAGACGGCGCAGUUCCUGCAGGAGUACGUGGCCAACAAGACGCGGAAGACGGAGGAGCGGCGCCGCGGGAUCCGGGACAUCAACGCCGUGAUCCAACAGAUCCACAGGGAGCAGGACCUCACCCAGGACCUGGGCCUGGAGCACUUUGUGCGCAAGGUGGAGGCCGCUCACUGCUCUGCCUGCGACCUCCUGAUCCCCAUGCACUGGGGAUCCAUCCAGAGGCACCUGAGGUCCCCCGAGCACGGCCACAACCGCAGGGCCAUGCUGGAGCAAUCCAAGCGAGCGUCGCUGGCGGUGGCGCGGAGCAUCCUCAACAACAAACUCAUCAGCAGCAAACUGCAGAGCUUCCUCAAGGGGGAAAAUCCCUUCACGGACGAUCCCGAGGAAAAGGAGGAGCACGAGGAAGGAGCAGCAGAGGAAAAUCCUGAAGAAAAUCCCCAAAAUCCUGAGGAAAAUCCCCAAAAUCCUGAAAAUCCCACAGAAAAACAUCCAAAUCCUGAAAAUUCCACAAAAAAUCCCCAAAAUCCUGAAGAAAAUCCUGAAAAUUCCACAGAAAAUCCUGAAAAUUCCACGAAAAACCCAAAAAAUCCUGAGGAAAAUCCGGAAAACUCCACAGAAAAUCCCCAAAAUCCUGAGGAAAAUUCCACGGAAAAUCCGGAAAAUUCCACAGAAAAUCCUGAAAAUUCCACAGAAAAUCCGGAGAAUUCGACGGAAACCCCCCAAAAUCCCGAAGAAAAUCUGGAAAAUUCUAUGGAAAAUGUUGAAAAUUCUACGGAAAAUCCCCCAAAUUUUGAGGAUUCUGCGGAAAAUCGGGAAAAUUUGAAAGAAAAUCUGGAAAAUUCUGGGAAAAUUCUGGGAAAUCCUGAGGAAAAUCCUGAGGAAAACGAAAAUUCCGAGGAAAUUUCAGCAGCCAAAAAGCAGCAAAAGGGACCAGGGAUGAACCCAGAGGGGGGAAAAUCCCAAAAUUCCCAAAUUUCCCAAAAUUCCCAAAUUUCCCCAAGUUCUGGAAGCUUCCAGGAGUGAAUCCUGCAGGGAAAAGGACCCGGAACGGCCCCAAAUCCUGGAAAUUCUGGGGAUUCCUGGGAAAAAAAUGGGAAUUUUCUGGGGUUUUUGGGAAUUCUUUUGGAUUUUUUGGGAAUUCUUGGGGAAAAAAAGGGAAUUUUGUUGGGUUUUUUGGGAAUUCUUGGGAAAAAAUGGGGAUUUUGUGGGAUUUUCUGGGAAAAAAUGGGAAUUUCCUUGGAUUUUUUGGAGAAUUUCUGGGGGAAAAAAAGAAUUUUCUGGGAUUUUUUUGGGAAUUCUUGGGAAAAAUGGGAAUUUUGUUGGGUUUUUGGGGAAUUCUUGGGAAAAAAUGGGAAUUUUGUUGGGUUUUUUGGGAAUUCUUGGGGAAAAAAAAGGGAAUUUCGUUGGGGUUUUGGGAAUUCCUUUGGAUUUUCUGGGAAUUCUUGGGAAAAAAAAUGGGAAUUUUGUCUGGGAUUUGAGGGAAUUUCUGAGUGGAAUUUUGGGAAAUUUCACCUGAAUUUUUUGGGGAAUUUCUGGCUGGAAUUUUGGGAAUUUCCAGUUGGAAUUUUGGGCAUUUCUGGGUGGAUUUUUGGAAUUUCCCAGUUGGGAUUUGUGGGAAUUUCCUGUUGGGUUUUGGGGAAUUUCUGGGUGGAUUUUUUGGGAAUUUUCAGUUGGGAUUUUGGGAAUUUUCACCUGGAUUUUAUGGGAGUUCCCAGCUGAAUUUUUGGGAAUUUCCAGUUGGGAUUUGGGGAUGAAUUUCUGGGUGGAUUUUGGGGAAUUUCCAUUUGGAUUUGUGGGAAUUUCCACCUGAAUUUUUGGGAAUUUCCAGUUGGAUUUGGGGAUGAAUUUCUGGGUGGAUUUUGGGGAAUUUCCAGUUGGGAUUUGUGGGAAUUUCCGGGUGAAUUUUUGGGAAUUUCAAGCUGUGAUUGGGGACAAUUCCCAGCUGGAAUUUUGGGAUUUUUCCCUCAGAUUUGGGCAUUUUUCCAGGUGUUCCAGGGCUGGAAUUCCUCCCCCAGGAUUUCCCGUGGCUGUGGUUCCCUUUUCCCGCUGUUUCCCUGCUGUUUUCCUGUCGUUUUUUCCCAUUUUUCCCCAUUUUCCCCAUUUUUCCCUCUGUUUUUCCCUGCCCUGAGCGUUCGGUGCCGUUGUGUCCGUUGUGAUUGGGAGGAAAUUCCCGAAUUUCUGUGGAUUUUAAAGGACUCCAGCUCAGCUCA
Melospiza melodia melodia is the source of this 3415-nucleotide messenger RNA. RefSeq names its product A-kinase anchor protein 8-like. The transcript has 12 exons. Gene Ontology annotation, cellular component: nucleus; nuclear matrix. Lineage: Eukaryota; Metazoa; Chordata; Aves; Passeriformes; Passerellidae. The annotation marks the transcript as partial. The record is from RefSeq and is a predicted model, not a curated record. Gene Ontology annotation, molecular function: protein kinase A regulatory subunit binding; DNA binding.